Molecule: messenger RNA, 1650 nt
Organism: Drosophila miranda
Lineage: Eukaryota; Metazoa; Arthropoda; Insecta; Diptera; Drosophilidae
Exons: 1
Coding region: 188-1000 (270 amino acids)
Biological process (GO): rRNA processing
Source: RefSeq, a predicted model, not a curated record
ACGGGAGUACCGUAUACAAUUUAUUGUAUUGCAUUUAUAUUUUAUUACUUACGAUAUAUUGGUUUCACCGCUCAUUGUGAAGUAUAUACUUUGCUUACGUAUUAUAUAGAUACAGUGUAUUUAUAUGUAGAUAAUACGGUUUUUCAAGAUUAAAACUUAGCAAAGCAAGAAAUAAAUAACAUUUUAAAUGUUACACUCAUUUUAUUUACCGCCACAAAAGGCCAUCGCAAGAGUCUUAACUCUGAUUCAAUGUCCAUGUAUGCGAACUAAAGUCACCUACACACACUCCGAUAAUGUGAUACGCCAGAGCAAAAUUCUAGAAAAAUUUUUCGGAAAUCGCUUGACGGGCAGUAAGAAGCGCUGGUAUCCGUUGGAGAAUAAUAAUGCUGUCAGCUGUAGCGGUAUUCAGCAACCGAGCUUUGUUUUUCAAGGCUCUUCAUUUGGAAAGUUUUCCCCGUAUACCAAAAAGCACAACACCCGUCGUAUAUCCGUGUUAAACAAGUUGUUCAUGACAAAAAUCACAGACAUGUUAUCCACUGGAGCGGCAGUCCAAUCGAUUGUAGGACUAGGUCUGCAUGUUACCCGUGUGAAGAUUUCAAGCGACUUCUCCCAUAUUAAUGUAUAUUGGCUGGGCCGCACAGAUGAGAAUGAAGGAGGUGCUCUCGAAACAGAGCUGUGGCGCUAUAGCAGUCAACUCCAACAUGAGCUCACACAACUGCGUCUUAUGGGUAAAAUGCCCCGUAUAAAAUUUGUUCGCGACAAGACGGCUAACAAUCUUUAUCAACUGUGCGGUAUCCUCUCAAAUCUAAACUUAAAUACACACUUAUUAACAAAAAAGUGUAUGGACUAUUCGGAGAGACAGAAAGUUUUAUCAACGUACAUGCCUUGGCCCAAAAUGCGCCAAAAUGUUCUUGAGCUUAACCAUACCCGUAUUGUUGACAAGAUCAUAUGCAAAAUACGCAAGCUUAAAGAAGCCUGGGUAGAUCAUCUUCAAUAUUAAUACGCACAAAACGCUGCAUGUACAUGUUCUUUCAAGGGCGAAGUGCAUCAUUAAUUUUUUUGUAUUAUUAAUUGUUUAUUAAUUUUUUUCAAUUUGUUAUCAAUAAAUAAAUCAAUUGACUGGAUAAAAAUAACGGACAUCGAAUUUAUGGGGCUGUCAAUAUUCCAUAUACAUGUUCUUCUAUGUAGAGUAUACAUUAGCAUACUGUUAUUACUAAAUGCCGUCUUUCGCCAUAUACAUAUAUCCGCUUUGAAAAGCUCUAUAUCGACAUUAGCAAAUAUCUAGAUAUUUUCCGUUUUAAGAAAUCAAAUAUUGGGCAAAUAGUGUCUUCGUACUUAUAUGUACGGGUUAAAUCCCAAUCAAAUUAAUACAAAAUUCAACAAGAGUUCUUAACAUUAAUUAAUAUAUCGCAUAGAUUUUAAUAUUAUGUACAUAUACAUUACAGAACAUACAUAACUUUACAUCUUACUAUUUAACCCACUUUAAAAGCUAGAAAAAUAAAAAAAAACACGUUGUUUUGUAUAUAAAGUUUUAACACUUCAGAUUUUAUUUCACGGAAAUAAAGGAUGAAAUGAUUGAGCUAUUCAAAAUGUUUCUGGGCUAUGAAAUACAUUUUUUAAUCGCGAGCUGCAAAGUAAACCUUUAUUUCA